AUGUCGAUGAAGACACCCCAAGGGAUGAAGAAAGGUGUGCUCACAAACGUGUGGCACAUCCCAAAGUUAUCCAGAAACCUGUUCUCGGUCGGCCGCUUCACCAAGGAUGUCGGCCCAGUGACGUUCACGAAGGAUGGGUGCUAUGGAGAAGCGAAAGGGACCAAGUGGAAAAUUGGUGCCCGUGAAGGUAAAGGACUGUUCAAGCUGCAAAUGACUCCAGUGGCGCCGGAACAAGCAAAUGCAGCCAAGUCGUCGGGAUGUCAAGGGGGCACCAAGUCGUACCUCUGGCACCUUCGGCUUGGCCACAUAGGUCACGAUGGACUCAAUUGCAUCGUGACGAAGAACAUUGGAAUUGGCAUCGACAUAUCUUCGGUGAAGAAGUGGGACGUGUGUGAAGGUUGUGCUCUGGGAAAACAGACUCGAGUGCGCUUCCAAUCAAACACUACAGCUCGCACCUCCAAACUCCUCGAAGUGAUUCACAGCGACGUAUGCGGACCGAUGUCGAUGGCAACUUUCAGUGGAAAACGGUACUUCGUGACAUUCAUUGAUGACAAGUCAAGAUACUGUGUCGUCUAUCUGCUCAAGAGCAAAUCUGAAGUUGCGGCGAAGUUCAUGGAAUACGCUGCGAUGGCCGAAACGCAAACCGGAAAGCGCGUGAAGUACCUUCAAAGCGACAAUGGGGGUGAAUACAAGUCCGACAAGCUGGCACGAUUCUGCGCGGAACGGGGAAUACAACAAAGGUUCACACACCCAUAUACUCCUCAGCUAAACGGAGUAGCUGAGAGAAUGAAUCGCACGCUGGUCGAGGUGCGCGUUGCAUGA
This is a messenger RNA of Peronospora matthiolae, 822 nucleotides long. The record is from the annotation of a GenBank genome assembly. Lineage: Eukaryota; Oomycota; Peronosporomycetes; Peronosporales; Peronosporaceae.